UAUGAAUUUAAUCACAUCAAAACCCUAGACCAUUCAUAGUUCUUGAAACUGGAAUCGGUAAUUACGAUGCAAAUCUGUUCAAUAAACUCGUCAAUCGUGCCACUACAUGCUUCCUUCGUUCAUCAGAAUUCCUUAAGACUUCAUCACUUUCCUUCCUUAGCUGAAUUGUCAACGCAGAAUUCGCAACUGCGAAUUCAUCGGAGUAUCAAAAGAUACUCGAUUCAAUGUUCGGUAGAAGAAACAAAACCGGUGAGCUUGAGAACUUGUAAGCAAUGUAAAACACAAUUCGAUCCUUCUCUCAAUCAUCCCCAAGCGUGUCGUUUUCACACUGCGCAUUUUGGCGGAGAAACCAAGAGGAAAUUCGAGAGUAUCCUUUUGACAUUGGCUGCACUGCUUCUCCACAUUCUUCAUAUGAUGAUUGAUACAAAAGGCAAAAUGACAAUUUUGCCCUCAACCUCAAAUUUAUACAUGCUCUGCCCAUCUCAUGAGUUGUACGAUUUGGUCAAUUUUGCCCUCAGCCUUCGUAUUGGAGACAUGUACUUUGGCUAGUCAUGCAAAAAUGUUGUAGAUGCAAUGUGUAUAUCUUUAAUAAUUAUUGUAAUUUGCAAAAUAUAAAAAGUUUUUAUGUAAUUUGUGAGAUAUUGAUAUUAUAGCAUCAUUUGGUUCACGAUUAGUUUGUUGAUUGCUUGGUCGAAUGGGUUACAAUUUGUAAGAUAUUCUCAAUUAGGGUUCAGUCUCAUUUUAUUAUAC
Molecule: messenger RNA, 750 nt
Organism: Lactuca saligna
Lineage: Eukaryota; Viridiplantae; Streptophyta; Magnoliopsida; Asterales; Asteraceae
Source: the annotation of a GenBank genome assembly